AUGCCCAAUCCCCUGCCACUUACGCAAGCCUUUCAGAAGGCUCAAGAGGACUCGGCUGCAGAAAGCAGCGACACCAUGAAGCCCGAGGGUGUGGAAGCACUCCUUCUCUUUCUACUUUCCCAUGUUCUUGAUACCAUGCCAGUGGCGAACAAACCCCAACCCUGUGCUGUCUGCAAAGAACCCUCUUUACUUGAAAGCAAAGGAAGCCGUGUUUAUCAACCAAUGCGCGAAGCUGAUGAGCGUCAACUCGAAGCGGCAGAUCAAUUCAUGAUGGCGGAGUUGCAGCAAAUGUGCCGAGGGCGCGUGGUCCAAGCCUCGCUCUCCGGCACAGUGGACGAAGCCCGAAUUGACAUUGACCUUUUGCUGACCCACUUGGGUCACGGUGCUGAAUCCCUGGACAGCGAGCUUGUAGAGGCCCUAUUUCAAGCGCAUGAGCGCAAGGCUGACCUCAUGGCAGAGCUGGAAGAAAGCAUCGCCAACUACUACUGCCCCGGCCACCAUCACAUGCGGAUUGUCAAUGAGCCAUAUUCCACGUUUCGCGAGCAGUUGUCAUGGUGCUGCGAUCUUUGUGGGUGCUCGGGCCGCGGCUUGGUUGCGCAUUGCGAGCCUUGCCAACACGAUGUCUGCCUCAGCUGCUUGGAGCGGGAGGAGGAUUUCGAGAUCAGCGGCCAAGUUAGCAUCCGCCUCAAAUCGCAGGCAGAACAACGUCCCGAAGAGCAUGAGACCUCAAGCCCAGACCAGACCGCCCUGUUGACCCAUUUUCUACCAGCCUUUGAAAGUACCUUUGCUCGUCGCUUGGAGGACCUGAAGCCCCUUGAAGAGGUGCAAAUCCCUCUUGACGUUUUCAAGCCAAUCACCCGAGCAGACUUGCGACGCGCUUGUGACGCCGCAGGCUUUAUCGGUGCCAUUCGACUUGAGUGUUGUUUGCGACGCCCUGCUGCACACAACGCCUUGCAAGCCUUGGAGAAUCAACUAUUUCUGGCUAGCUUAGCCGUUUUUCGAGCCUUGGUAUUGCCUUCAAAGCAGCAGGUGGCCGGUUUUCCAAAAGCUUUGGCUGUCUUGCGUGAUCUGCAAACCGCCUGCGCACAAGAACUUGGCAGUGUACAUCUGCUUACCGAAGCUCUCGUCGCAGGCCUCAGCGCGACAGUAUAUGCUGCCAUUCACGAUGUGCAAAGCUUUGACACCCGCGCACAGCUGCAACAACAAGCCCUUCAGGCCCUGACUGGAGACGACGCCCCCGGGCCUGGAGCGCGUGGGGCGCGGGUCCGUCAGCAUAGCGAACGUGCUUCGUCCCCCUGGCUCGGUCGUUUGGGCACGUUGCUGGGUGGUGCCUGGAGCGCUCCGCCGGCCAAUGAGCCAGAGCCCGACAAGCAGCCAGCGCGUCGGGACACAACGAUUAGUCCCAUCCCUCCACCGGACUUGAGCGUGUCACCACCAGCACCGGUGUUUUGGGAAACUUCACCGCAACUUGGCAGCGACGACCAAGCCCGCAAGCUAUGCUUUGCGCUCACAUCCUUGCAACAACCUAGCGACUUAAUUGUCCUGCAGGAUGGCGAAGCUGGCGCCCGCCUCGAGCUCAAAGGCGUGGAGGACUUCAGCAGCCUAGGCUCACUAGAUCUGAUUAUCAACUGCAUUUUCCACCCUGGCAGCUCCCCCGCCCUUGCUUCACCCUUGACCUUGCCGUGGCGCCUGCACCGCUGGGAACCUUUUGUACUCCCGCUGCCCGAUGUCAAAGCCUUCUCUGUCACGGUGGGCUCGUCGGAAGCGCUACUCCCCUUGGCGGCCGCAACCGUCUGCGUGACGCUGCUGAACUGCCCAUCUGGGUAUCACCUGGUUACGCAACAGAGCAUUGCCAGCCGGUCGCCUAGCCCCUUGCCUGUGGGCUACGUGAGCCAAGCCUUUGCUAUCAAAAGCCAUACCUACUCCUUGUUUACACUGCGUCUACAACGCAGCAGCGAGUCAGCUGCAAUGACUCAGGCCAGGAUUGAUGAGAUUCGCACCGACGGCCGACAACGCCAAUAUGAUUGUGAAAGCCGCAAUGAAACUAGCCUUAUCCUGGACCGCGAUGCUGUGAGCAUCUCGUUCACGAGCUUCACGCGAAGCGAAGCAGAGCUGGAGGGAUUUGCCAUCACUGUAUUACCUAUUAGCCUGGAGCCUCUGCCAGCCCUAGCUGAGGAGAGUCGCCACCUGCAAGCACAAACUCCCCUGGCCUUUGCGCUUGUUGCGCUCACAGCGAGUGAGCCUAGGCUUCCGGCCCACGUGGGUGCGCUGCCUUCACCUCUGCUGACUGCUUUGAUACCGGGCCAGUGCGAGCACUGCCACAGUGAACACAGCGCCACCCGCGUCAUGCUGCUUGAAGUGCUUGCGGGUGCCGCUCACCCAAUGCUCCAGCAACUGUACACGUUUGUUUUGACGCGGGGAUUGCAAGCUCGGAACUUUCAUCACUGUACGACCCGCCUCGCGCUCCGCAUGGUGUUUGUGUGCGCGUAUGUCCUGGGAUUGACCUUGGCCGAUAUGCAACGUGCAUUGAACACGCCUCACUGCCUCGAGCGUCGCCAGUUGAUCGCAUGCGUUGAGACAGCCUUUGCGCUACAACGCCACCUUGUCACGACUGACCCCAGUCUGGAUGCCGUGGAUGUGCCGAUCGAUGCCGAGUCAGAGGUGCCCGCUUCGGUGCCGUCGGCUAGUACCUACGCCGCCAUUGUGACAGGCAACAGCUCGGCUUCUGCAAACGACGUACAACUGUCGUCUGAUUCUCGAAAUGCAUCAACUCAAGCCAAAUUUGCCUCGGCCCAGGCUGAGCCUAAGACACUGGCUGACACCACCCAGCUGCUGCGGGCCAUCGUUCAGACCUACUGCCCUUGUCACAACUCUGAGGAGGACAACGAAGACAUACACGAAGGAGUGAAUGACGCAGUGCCCCAAGCCUCCGCGAGCGUGAACAGAGAUGACAACUCGAACGGCUCCUCAAAUGGCCGUCCUCCUCCCCUCUUGACUCCAGGCUUUUCUCACAUGGAAGCUCGAUCUCACAGCGUUCAUGGUGAUGCUUCGGGAAGCGCAGCUCGUGCUGCCGCCUCCGCUGCCGCCGCCACCGCAUCAUCGGUGAAUCAAAACUUCGAUUUGCAGCUCGAAAGUUGCAAAGUCCGGGGAGCAGAUACACAAGGCAAUGGCAAUGCAUCAAUGCCGGCAUCUCCCCGCCGAUCCCGAGCUGCACCGCGCGGCCUGGCACCGCCUCGUACAUCUUCAACCGUGCUCCCCCGUCAGGAAACCACAGAGUGUCCAGAACGCCCGCCAUUGCAGCGCUCGCUGACAGCACCAUCCGCUCCGCUCACGGACAAAGCUUGGCGUCGUGUGUUAAAAGGAAAAGGAUCACGUGCGCUUGGCCGGCAGUUUGCAGCCACUUACCGUCAACAAGAGGUGUUAACUGCCCUGCUGGAGGCUUGCAAAGGUCGUCUGUCUGGACCUGAGCUUCAAGCACAGCUGGCAGCCCAUCGUGCCGCAGUUGUCGACGCUUCGGAACGCAUGUCCUUUUUAUAUACCAUGCAAAAUGUACUGCACCCAGCACUCUUUCACACGAGCCACCGUGCCGUGUUGGCGAUUGAGCAAGCUGAACGCAGCGUGGCUUCAGCAUCUCAAGAGGCCAUCAGCCCGAGCGGCGCUGCUCUGCCCGACGCAAGCGAUGCAGCCAUCGUAAUGGAGCUGAUUAGAGUGGAGAUUCAAAAUCUGCGCUCCCUAGUUCUUGUGCAUGGCAGUGGCACCGUCACCCCUGCCCUCAUCGACUACGUCGCCGCUCGCUUAGUAACGAUUGGCGCGUGGCUUCGGCGCGUGGACCACCCGCGUCAGCUUUGCACCGUCAUGCAUGCGCUGCAAGCCCUGCAGACGAAACUUGACCCUCUUCGCUUCACGGAGAGACCCAUUAUCUUGCUGCGCCGCUGCGUCUUGAUUGUGCUUUUGCGCUGUCUGGGUCGUGAUAGUGCUGGUACGGGCGGCGAAGUAGUGACCAUUGAGUCUCAUCGACAAGUUCUUCAAGCUGCGCUAGAAACCCUUGCUGCCCCCGCCCCUCGCACAUUUGUGAUUGAGGCACUUGUGGCCAUUCUGCUUUGUUUGGGUACACCCGCGCGUGGCGCGAACACGGCCGUGGCGCAAGUACUCCGCACGGUUGGACCCAGUCUUUUGGCAAACACAGCGCCGCUUGUUCAGGUGCUAGGCGUACACCUCCUCAAUGCUGUGCAUGAUAGCUCGGGGGCUUGCCUCGACAUCUUGUUGGAUUACGCUCUUCGACCGUACGUGCUUGUUGGUGUGCCCAAUGCACAGGCGCAUGCAGCUCAGCUAGCAUGUUUGCAAAUUCGCCGACGCUUAAGUACUCAUGAACACGCUCUCAAGCUCCUGGAACCACGCUUGUUGAGCUGCUUGAGUGAGCUGGAGGCAGUUCAAGCCGCAAAUAGCAGCAAGGCAACCCCAAGCACAAACAACUCAUCUGACCUAGUCUCGCCCCAGCUACAGCCGACCUUUGUCGGGCAUCCUCUUUUGCAACUUGACGCUGGUGUCACCCGCCUUCAAGGUGUAUGCAGUUAUGGCUCAGCAGAGCGUCAGCUGCAGUGGAUUCACUUGACGCUGGGGCCCUGCGCAAGCAAUGGCCUCAUGACUGCCAGCUGGUCGAGCAUGGGCACAUUGCCCCUCCCGAACGAGCUUUCGGCCAUUACCACAGCGGUCGCAGUCGGCGGCGAAACCCUUUACUUUUACGACGCUCAAUGGACUCGACCUACUUUGGCUCUGCGACAAGACACCGUCGUGCGCACAAAGAGCUUUCAGCAGGGCUUGUGCACGAGUGAACGCCCACUCCCCGUGGACGAUGACCAGCAUUGUCGUUUUGUCGUAUACACCGGCUCUGAUUCGGAUGAUUCGUGGGCUGGCAAUGUGAGCAUCGGUGUUCUCCGUGUGGACCCAUCUUCGUGCUUGCCUGCUGCCCCGACAAUCAUCACAGAUUUGAGUGAUGUAGCCGUGUAUUUGGAUGGGACCUCAAUCAAGUACCAGGGUAGCGUGGUGAGCAGUGAUUACGGGAUAGGCCGACCUCUCUCCACGGGGAUGCAUGUUGAAGUGGAUGUGGACCCGGAAGGCAGCGUGAGCUUUAUCAUUGACGGAAAACCAUGUGGUGUUGCCUUGAAAAACUUUGUCCCGUCCACCGCCACCACCCCACUUUACGCCAUUGUAGAUGUGUAUGGCCAGUGCCAAUCCGCCCGCAUCGCAGCCUCGCACCGAAGCACCGCUGCGCCCCAUAGCUUUGCCUUUGCUGGCCGGGAUGAGCUGGUGCAAAACUGCUUGAGACUCACCACACGGAUGCGCCUCGAGACGCAGCCAACACAACCGACGGGUGAUAAUGAUGGUAUCACAACUUUGGAAGGAUCCAAACCGGCAGGCCCAGCAGGCGCGGUCACGCCCGAGCCUACGCGUGACACCAAAACGACAGAAGCCGAGCUUGACCCAUUGCCUGCUUUGCGCGCCUGGAUUCGAGACGCGGGCGUGUCCUCGCAGUCCGCCCCUGUGCUGAUGCUGGAUCGACUUCCUUUCCGAGCCACCCUAUUGCAGCCUGCGCUUAGCGCACCACCCUUAGGCGCUUUACACCAUGAUUCCAUUCUGCUACCGCCCCGUAUGGUGGCCUGCGAGCUCACCCAUGUGCCAACCAAAUUGGACGUUGCUGCUGAAGAUGAUGGCGACGGAAGUGCCGAUAGCAAGAAUGAGGGCAUCGGCGCCCCCUUGCCUCGUCUCCCCUUCCGACAUCAACUUCGGGAGACGUGGUUGCACGUGACGCGACUGGUGUUUGCGCCUGAUUUUGCGAAACUCGCGAUGGCCGAGCAAGCUGGGCUCCUUGGGGCCAGUUGGGCUCUGGCGCAGACGUAUGACAUGCAUGAUCUCCUGCCAAGAGAAGACGAUGAUUGGGUGACCGCUGCCUUGGAACGUGCAGUGCAACCCGCUCCCCUGCGUCACUUAUUCGCGACUGAUCUGCCCACGGCUUUGCAGCGGCUUCUUGAGCCCACCACAACUAAACACGUCCGCCGAUUUUUUGGGCAGGACGCUCCAAGCCGCUUUGCACAUCUUGAGUUUACUACUGCGACUGAAGCACUCGAGCAGUAUUUGCGGCGCGAAGGCCUGCACAGUGACGGCCCCGUUUGUUCUUGUUGUGAUCGGGCCAUCACGCUCGGCCCGACAUUUGAAGUCGACGUUGAGUUGCGCAAGCUGUGCAGUGCCUGUGCCCACAUGUGCACGACCCCUGCCGAGGUGGCUCAGGGCCCGGCUUGGUGGCCAGCGCCUGGGCCUAGCUGUCAGGCUGAGGCCGGCCCCAUGGGCUGUCGUGCGCAUCAUGUUGAUAUUUCUGAUCCCGCUAGUGUAGCGCGGUGUACAUCAGCAACGCUGACUACAUCUACCAUCCUAGCGUCCACUAGGAGCGAGUGCGUGCCCCCGACAACAGCCAAUGGGGGUGGUGUACCCGUGACCUUUUGGCGUUUUGAUCUUUACCGUCAAGACCAGGGUGAGGUGGCCCUCAGUGGCGUGCAUGGCUUUGUUUUGGACACGGAGUCGGGAGAGGAAGACAAGCUGGAAUCUGUACUUAUGGACGUAUCGGUGCACCAGCCGCGGGAAACAACAACAAAUUGUCCGCCGCGCCAGCUCGAAGUCAGCGUUUCUGCUAAAGUCUUUUCCAUCUGCUUGGUGAUACCCUCCACUUACCGACUUGAAUAUGUCGCCCUGGCCUCGGAUGGCCCCCUCGCCGUGCAACGCGUCAUAGGCCGCCAAGGCCUGUGCUUUGAGCACACAGAUUUAUGGUUUGCCCACGAUCUUUCGAAACAUGUGGGCUCCAACACGGUCGCUUUGUUGCCCCGUCCUGCACUGCGCCACCUUCGCGGCUUUGGGAGAAGCAUGGCGAAGACUGCACCAGUUCUUCCCUUGUCUUGUCAUGAUGAGCUGAACCACGUGCCUUUGGACAUGGUGAGCUUCGCCCUUGCUGACCAUCAGGAAUACCAGCGCGCGACGCACGCUGCCGUGCAGACCCUGCAGAUCCAGUUGGCCAGGCUCAUUGCUCUCGGUUGGUGGAAGCAGCAAAAAGGCAAGCUGCGCUGUUCGGCCCCCACCUCAGCAGCCAGCUCGCCGGCUCGUGUCGAAGAAAAAGCGGAUGGGUCGCCUUGCCCGGUUGAUGAACCGGGGUCAUGGCCCUGGACACUCGCGAUGCUACGACUAUGGGGAGCUCAGCGUCUAGUUCCAGCUGCGAACACGGCAGCUUUGGCUGCAACCAGUCUAUCAAGCGAGCAGCUACCCGUGAUCCGACUCUCUGGGGAGCAAUUGGACGACCUAGCAAGUCUUUUGCUGGCCGAGAGCCAACGCGUGCGUGAAGUUGCUGGUCCCACUGUGGCCACGCUGAUCACCAAAGACGGUGAUAACCAGCCGCACUUGCUUCAGGGCCAAGUGAUCUUGCCCAAUGCAAGUUCCUUGCGCCUGGCCGUGCCUCACCUCUGCGUGGACAAGUGCACUUUGCACCUGUGCGACGGCACUGGUCUGGAGCUGGCCUGUUUGAGCGAAUCAUUGCAGUCCAACGCGGUUUGGACCGUCCCAGGCAACGAAGUGCGUUGGUUCCUGCGGGGAUCUACUGAAGCGCUGCAAUCGGCCCGUUUUCAAAUACGCGUUGCUCGAGCGUGGAGUCAGGAGCUCGUUGAAGACGCUGACAUCCUCACAGCCAACGGUAUCAACUUUGGUUUCUUGGAAGCAGCACAGGCGCUUUUACACCAGCACUGUGCCGUGCUCUCAGAGCGCGCCUUGCUUGAUUGGGCUGAAAGCUGUUGCCUGCUGGCCCAACUUCCGUGGGAGGGUGACCAAACGCUUGGACCACGACAACUGGCAAUGUUGGCUGACGUACUUCCCCAUAUCAUGGCUCAGCUGGGCCCGACGAUCCGAUGCCGCUUGCGUGCAGUGCUGCAGCGCGUGCAGCUGCGCCGCCACCUUGAAUGGAACGACUUUUUUGGUCAAGUUUUUGCUCAUAAUGAUUGCCUUUACCGAGUCAUCGAUAUCACAACCAUGCUGCAUACGCGGGAAGACGACGCGAGUCUCAAUGAUUUUCGCGACGAAGGGACCGAUGGUGGACAAGAAGACCCCCGGCUUCGGUUGAUUCUGAAGGCCGAACGGGUAGACUGCGACGACUCGUUGGACACGGGAUCAGAAGACACGAUUUGCGUGGAGAUGUAUCCAUGGCGUGCUGCUCAAGAGCUAGCCUCGCACUUGGACAUGUUGCGGCUCAGCAGCCCUGCACUGGUACGGGUGCUGCCUUUUCCGCUCCGUGCAGAGGAACCGGAUAGGGAUGAUGACUUUUUUGUGGAUGAUGCAGACUUGCGCGGCCAGCUAUUGCUCCCUGAGGAGCCAGAACAUGGACAGAGCCUCAACAGUCAUCGUGCCGCCAAGACCUGGGAAGGUGAUCGCCAGACCCUAUCAGAUUUGCUGCGACAUUUGCGGGCCCGCCUUUUCACUUUCCCAUUCGAUGGAACGAUUCCUGGCUGGCACACCUUGAGCACUGAGUUGACGGCGAUUCAAGCAAGCCUGGAAUCAUCCCACUCUGCUACGCUUGCACAUGCUGCCAUGGGUGGUUUGGAAGGCAGCCCGGCCAUGAAUGCGGUAUCUUCCUCAGCUGGCCGGUGGGUGGACAUCGAAGAGACAAUGACUGCGCUGCGUGCCCAACUCCAUGGGCUUGGAGAAGAGAACGCUGAUCACAAACGCGUUGUUGUGGAUCAUGUUCGUGACCUCGAUGCAGAGCUCAACACAACAGACACUGAGGAUGCCAUAGCGAUUAUUGCAGCUUUGCUGAGUGGCAGCCAUAGUGGGCGGUCGCCUUGGGCGUUAGCUGAGCUGCUCUUGACACUGGAGGAGCAACUUGAGCAAGCACAGUGCGUGCGAGAGGCUCACAAGACGGCCCCCGUCGUCAUGCUUCCACUUUAUCGCAUUGCAGGCGCCGUUGGCCUUCGCAGCAUGACUGUACCCUUCGCUUCGCAAGCGGAGCCAUUUCCCCACCCAGCUGACUUUGCCAGGCGUUCUGAUUAUGUGGCCUUUGUCAAAGCGCGCCUGCGCCCAGGCAUGCGGGUGCAACUUUUGCAAGAUUCGGAGGGCGUGAGUGCCGGGGAUGUCGGCGUAUUCAUUCAGUCCAACUCCAGAACCCCACCCGUGCAAUGCAAGUGGAAGCAAUACGGUCACACGCGAUGGGUACAUUGGCAUGAGAUCGUGUUGCUACCCCCCACCGAGGUACCUGGUUUGAGCCAGACGCAUGACAUUGGCGAGGCCACCCUCAAAGCCCUCUCGUGGUCUGCUCAUGAGGAGACGAACUCCCCUCAACAAGGCAGUGAACUGGCUUUGUCAGCGACCACAUGGGAUAGCCAAGAACCUGGUCUCGAAAAUUUGUGCGACAGCGCGCGAACCAGAGUCGAGGCGGUGGCUUCGUCGUUGCUACAAGGAGAGGCAUGGAGCCUCUUUGCGCUUCUGGCAGACGUGCAAUUGCAACCUGAGCAAUGGCAGGCAGUGGUAUUCACGGCGCGCUUUGACGAAGCUGGUCGCUGGGCACAUGCCGGGCCUCUGACAUGGAUAGACCUGGCGCUACGUGGCGGUACCAUCCUGGGUGCACAGCUGUGCAUGGAGCUGCUUGGCAUGCACGAUUUGAUGACGACUGGUGAUGACCUUGACUUGAGCACGUUGAUUCGUGUCGGUGCCGUUGAUCGUGCCUUGCUGGCUGUGAUGGCUCACCAGUCACCUGAGGCACAGCACGACAUAUUGAGGCAGUUGCCUCAGGCGCGACGCAGCGCACUUCUAGGCCGUGCAGUUGAACUUGGAGCGUGGCGUGACUCAGCGGUGCGCCUUCCUCCCUUGAUGACACGAGGAUUGGUGCCCCAGUUAUGGGACCCCAUGCUUCAGGUGAUGCGAGUUUUGGACGUGAUGGAGGCUUUGGCAGAAGGCAGCCAUCCGCUGACGGGCGUCAACCUCCUACAUUGGGCUCUCUUACCAGCCGUUUACCAAUAUCACUGCAUCUUUGCCCCAAGCCGGCGUGUGGAUGUGCAAUAUGGCCCCUUUUUUACUGAGAAAGCUGAUGCAGCGCUGCUGGCCUGGGGUGACGAGCUCGCGCAUGCCUUAAACCCUCGCGAUGACGAGGUGGCCGUACCGAAACCCGCUUUACUGGCGUUGGAUGACGUUCCUGCCGAGGAACCAGCGAUGUCGGAGAUGACUUGUUAUCAGCCCUCGUGGUGUGCGCAGCCCAGUGUUUCAGCUUUGCUGUCCGAGCUGGAUGCGCUUGAAGCGUGGUGCAACGAGCCUUCCAAAGUGGCUGUGUUGCAUUGGCAUGACCACUACGAUGUGAGCCAAGUAGUAGCCCUGUUACGUGGCAUGUUAGCCCGACGUUACCCCUUGGUGGUGACUUGCUGGCCUCAUGCCCUAGCAGGCCGCGUGACUGAACUACUCAAUGCCGGCAUGACUCUGGUGGGCCCGACAAUAUAUGAGCUGGGUGUGGAUGCUGUUUUGUGCCCGUUGCCCUUCUUGCGCGAAGGCGUGCGCCACAUCCUCGGAGCGCUACCUCUUCCAUCAGACCAUGAAGCCUGGCUCCAGGCCGUGGCUGCAUCAAGCGGCGACAAUCAAGAGGUUCGGAUCACUUAUGAGGUGCCUGAUCAUGAGCACGUGCUUGCCGGGGUCGACCAGUCUCAUCUAUUUCCUCAGAUGGAACCUCAUUCAACCAAUGGCUUCUACUGUGACAUUUGCAACCGUCGAAGUGAUAGCAAUGAAGGCCGCGUAUGUAGGCGCUGCAUCAGUGGCUGCGAUUACGACCUUUGCAGCUCAUGCUUGGCUGAAGAAACUUCAAAAAGCACGACGCAACAUACGCGCCUUGUACGUGCGACAGAGCCAUCACUCUACCGACCUGUGCGUGCAAAUGGCCAAGAUCCUGCACCAGCACUGCCGGCGACGCUGGAUGGCCUUGCACACUUACCCAUCCAAGCGCUGCGGGCGCGCUACGGCACCCUGCGCUGGGCUGGCGAUAUGAUAGUUGCCCCACAUCUCAAGCUGCUGCAGUUUCUGCAAGAUCCCAAGCUCCACCGUGCGCGUGCCUGGAUCUCGAUGCCGCUGAAGGAGGAGCUACUCAAGCAACACUUGACCAGCACCAUGCGCACCGAAGCCGAACAUGGGCCCACCCUACGUGUGGACCGAUUGCGUGCUCAGUCACUCGAAGCAUGGGACGUGCAAAGCAACCGCCUCCGACUACCAACGCUGGCAGAGGAAGCGCGGACCGUGUAUGCACAAAUCGCUGAGCAGCUGGCGGUGCACGUGAAAGAGGAUGCGCGCUUUUUGCACCUGGCUUCGAAGUUUUGGAAGAUUCGCCUGCUGGGUGAAGGAGGAGAUGACUAUGGAGGGGUCUACGCCGAAAGCACAACCGAGUGUCUUUCAGAGCUGCGGGACAUCAAGACUCGCGUCUUGGUGCCCACACCCAAUGGGGUAGCGGACCAUGGCAGCCAACGAGAUUUGCUUCUCAUCAACCCCGACCUGCGCCCGUUUGAGAGCGAACAUGAUCGGACUCUGCUGCACUUUUUGGGAUACUUAAUUGGCUUCAGCAUCCGUUCGGGUGAGCCCAUUGACCUGCCACUGGCCCCGUGCAUGUGGUCGAUGUUGCUCGGCACAGCCCUUACAGCUGAGGAUGUGCCGGAGGUGGACCUGAGUUUUGCGCGCACGCUCAACCAAAUCCGCGCCCUACCCGAGGACGACGAUCUCUUGCUGGCGUGCUGCCUGCCCACAACCAUGUGCACGGCGGGCGGUCGACAAGUCACGGUAAUUGAAGGACUCGACGUGCUGGACGCGCGAAACAAGCAGCGGUUUUGCGAUGAGGCUUUGCGCAUCUACUUGAAGCAGUUUGACGAGGUGUUGACUCCCGUGCGGGAGGCACUUGCCAAAGUUCUGGCGCAUGAGCACAUGUUGUACAUGUUCACGCCCGCCGAGCUCGAAACGCUGGUGUGCGGAAGCCAGGACGUGGACCUGGCCUUGUUGCGCGCCAACACGCGUUACGAGGGAUUGAAAGAGACGGACGACGUUGUGACGUGGUUCUGGGAGCUCCUGCUUCCGCACUAUCGAUCAAAGAAAGCCUUGCGACAAAAAUUGGUCGCGGCCAUAGAGAACUGUCGCGCCAUUGAUGCCGAUUACAACGCUGCUGACGUUGAUGAUGACGACUCGGAUGAAGAUGACUCAUACUUCACAGACGAAGAGAGCGGUGAUGAGAAUGAGUUUAUGUGGUAUGUGUGA
Messenger RNA from Monosiga brevicollis MX1, 12297 nucleotides. RefSeq lists its product as uncharacterized. Bases 1 to 12297 code for a protein of 4098 amino acids. The transcript has 6 exons. Lineage: Eukaryota; Choanoflagellata; Craspedida; Salpingoecidae. Gene Ontology annotation, molecular function: ubiquitin-protein transferase activity. The record is from RefSeq and is a predicted model, not a curated record.